Sinocyclocheilus grahami is the source of this 933-nucleotide messenger RNA. Its product is annotated as atrial natriuretic peptide receptor 1-like. Lineage: Eukaryota; Metazoa; Chordata; Actinopteri; Cypriniformes; Cyprinidae. Gene Ontology annotation, molecular function: peptide hormone binding; natriuretic peptide receptor activity. Gene Ontology annotation, biological process: signal transduction. The transcript is spliced from 2 exons. Bases 103 to 933 code for a protein of 276 amino acids. The record is from RefSeq and is a predicted model, not a curated record.
AAAGAGGGGAGCUUGAGAAAUCAUGCUGGUUUCUGUGGAGAGGGUCAGGUCACGAUACUAACGUCUCGCUCCUAGUCUUAGUCCUUCCCAUCCAUUUUGAGAAUGGAAGUGUUCCUGAUGGGGCCGCUGAGGCUCACUCUUCUAGUUCUGCUGAGCGGCGUGUCAUUUGGAGUGGUUGAACUGGAGCCCCUCGCUCAAAACCAGCCUCAGUCUCUCAGUCCCCAUUCACCUCAACAGAACAUCACCCUGGCAGUCAUCCUGCCUCUACACAACACUGAGUACCCCUGGGCAUGGCCCAGGGUCGGCCCUGCCUUGCACUGGGCCCUGGACAAGGCGAACUCUGACCCCAACCUGCUGCCAGGCUACCAUCUACAACUGGUUUUCAACAGCAGCGAAAACAAGGAAGGAGUGUGUUCGGAUUCAGUGGCUCCUCUCGUGGCCGUGGACCUGAAGUUUUCAUAUAACCCCUGGGCUUUCAUUGGGCCAGGAUGUGACUACUCGUCCUCACCGGUGGCCCGUUUCACAACACAUUGGGAGGUUCCGAUGAUCACGGGUGGAGCGAGAGCACUGGGUUUCAAUUUGUACUCAUCCAUCACCAACAUCGGCCCCACGCACAAGAAGCUGGGCGAGUUUGUGGUCAGGAUGCACCGGCAUUUCGGGUGGCACAAACACGCCCUGCUCAUGUUUAGCGAUAAUAAGAAAGACGACCGGCCGUGCUACUUUGCCGUGGAGGGGCCGUACACACAGAUGCGCGAGGACAACAUCACAGCAGAUGACAUGGUGUUUAAUGAGGAUGAUGAACCCGUCCGUUAUGAAGUGCUUCUCCGGGACAUCAGCCAGAAAGCCCGUGGUAAGUGUGACAUGCGAUGGGGUGGGAAAACGAUGUCAAGUACUAAUGGCAGGCUGAUGUUAGAUGUCACAUAUGUCAAAUGA